UCCACAGCCUCUUGUUGAAAGAAAAAUGAAGGCAUUUGCUGCAAUUUUCAUUUUGCUGGGAGUCUUCUGGACUCAAAGUUCUGCAUUGGAGAGUUAUCUCCUGCCGGGACCUAACAAUGAAUAUGUCACUGGGUCUAUGACCAUUGACAACAAGAAGAACUAUGCUGAUGUCCAUGUCCGAUCCGGCAUGUACUCCUCUGACACCAUUUUUGACUACCAGCACGGAUAUAUUGCAACAAGGCUGUUUGCACGACAUGCUUGUUUCAUCAUGAAAAUUGAUAGAGCUUCCAUCCCCGAGCUGCAAGAGAUUGGACGCCAGGCUUUUGAGAGACAGACUAUGAGGAAAAUUUAUUCUCCACGAGUUAUGUGGGUACAGUUUCAACCUGGUAAUGCCAUGUUUGGGAGCAUCAGAGAGUGGCUUCGCUAUGGUAAACCCAUUGAGCAACUCUGCAAGGGUCUACCUCUCUACAAGCUUACAAGGAGUGAACCACUGACUAAUUCCAACGGCUGUGCCAGUGCAGGAAUUCCAUCCAUUUUGGGCUUUAACAUCUGUGAGAAACUCAGAGAGAACUACUGAUCUGGACAGUCCUUCUGCUUGGAAGUGGCUCAUUUCUCUAUGUGCUUCUCUGAUGGUACACAUGUUCUUAAAAUGGAAGAAAACAAAAUCAAUUUACCUGUCCUGAGCUUUGGAAGCAACAAACAUAUGCUCUACAAAUAAAGAUAAUGUAGUAAUUCAAA
Messenger RNA from Lagopus leucura (white-tailed ptarmigan), 738 nucleotides. RefSeq names its product gastrokine 2 (gene GKN2). The transcript has 6 exons. Gene Ontology annotation, biological process: regulation of cell population proliferation. Lineage: Eukaryota; Metazoa; Chordata; Aves; Galliformes; Phasianidae. Bases 26 to 577 code for a protein of 183 amino acids. The record is from RefSeq and is a predicted model, not a curated record.